AAGUGGAACAAGCGAUGAAGAAAAAGAAGGAGGACCACCGAGAGGAGGAAGAUUUAACAAGAAAGCAUCUCUUUCUAAAGGAAAAGGUUCUGCUUCAGAUGGAAGCAGUGCUAAUGAAGA
Racocetra fulgida is the source of this 120-nucleotide messenger RNA. Lineage: Eukaryota; Fungi; Glomeromycota; Glomeromycetes; Diversisporales; Gigasporaceae. The record is from the annotation of a GenBank genome assembly.